This is a messenger RNA of Cicer arietinum (chickpea), 1534 nucleotides long. Its product is annotated as fatty acid elongase 3-like. Gene Ontology annotation, molecular function: fatty acid elongase activity. Gene Ontology annotation, cellular component: endoplasmic reticulum membrane. Lineage: Eukaryota; Viridiplantae; Streptophyta; Magnoliopsida; Fabales; Fabaceae. Gene Ontology annotation, biological process: fatty acid elongation, monounsaturated fatty acid; sphingolipid biosynthetic process; fatty acid elongation, polyunsaturated fatty acid. The record is from RefSeq and is a predicted model, not a curated record.
UAAUAAUUUUAUAUUUGUUCAUGCGACCAUUUAGCAAACAACUAACAAUAUUUGGCCAUGAACAAACAAUACCAACAUUUUAGUAGGUGUUCUAUAGGCCACAAAUUUGAAUAGUAAAACAAAAAUGAACAUUACAAAAUAGAAAAGUAACGAAUAAUAAUGUAAAAACAAAAAAGGAGCAGAGUAUCCGUCGCCGUCAUCCACCGACGGAACCCUCUCCACCACCAUGAACACCACCUUAACAAUAAUCCAAACCCUUAAUUUCUACCUUUCAGAACACCCUUCCAUCGUCGGAUUCCGAUGGAGCCACACUCAAUCUUGGGGUUCCACAUGGUCCUUCCUCGUCAUCUCCAUCGUAUUUUACAUAACAACCUCUCUUUUUCUCCACCUUCUAUUAACCCUUGUUGUAAACCGUAACAAACUCAUCCCUCUCGGUCCUUUACCUGCUCUCCAUUCCCUCACCGUAACCAUAAUCUCCACCACCAUUUUCGCCGGAAUAUUACUCUCCUCCGUCGCUGAAAUCAAAGAAACAAAUUGGUUCUGGCGCCGAUCGAAAACCCCUCUUCAAUGGUUCCUAUGUUUCCCUUUAGGAACACGUCCCUCCGGUCGUGUUUUUUUCUGGUCCUACAUUUUCUACCUAACACGUUUCCUUCAUAUGUUAACAACCUUUUUCGUCAUUCUAAAACGUCGUAAACUUGCUUUCUUUCAACUCUUUUACCAUUCCAUUUCGACUUUCAUGUCUUUUCUUUGGCUCGAAUACUCUCAAUCUUUUCAAGUGCUGGCGAUUGUUUUCACCACUUUGGCGUAUUCUGUUAUGUACGGUUACAGAUUUUGGACCGCGUUUGGGUUGCGUGGCGCGUGUUUCCCACUCGUUUUGAAUUUUCAGUUGCUCUUGUUGGGGUGUAACGUUGUUUGUCAUGUUGGGGUUCUUUUGUUGCAUUUUUUUAGAGGUGGGUGUAAUGGAAUUGGUGCUUGGGUUUUCAAUUCUUUUUUGAAUUGUGCUAUUUUGUUUUUGUUUCUUAAGUUUUAUGUCAGGGUUUAUCUUGGCAAAAGGAAAAAAGAUUAAGGUUGUUGGAGAUUUCAAAUACAAUCAAAUUCAAGUCCAAUUAAGUAGAAGAAAAGGGCUUUGAGAUGAGGAGAAGGGUGCUUAAGGCAAGGUGAAUGUAAUUAAUUGGUAUGUUUGAAUUAACGGUGAUUACGUUGGAAUUACAUUUCUCAAACUCACCGCAAAAUCAAUCAUGCGCUGGCUAUUAAUGUUUAGAUUGGUGGUGAAAUCAUACCCAUUAUUGCGAUUUUGACAAUACUUUAGAGUAUGCCAAAAUCCACAAUACAUGCACAAAGUUUUGUUGGUGGGGUCGGCUUUAUUUUUUUGUGAAAAGCUGCGUAGAGGGUAUAAGGCAAUACUCGUAGAAAAGGUAGUUUGAAUUUUUGUUAAGUAAUUAAUAAGAUACAUUAUUAAUCUGAGUGAUUUUAAUAUAAUCACUAUUGAUCUCUCUCAUGAAUUAGAGUUUUUCAAUUAACUCAUUUUGAUCUA